UUACGGUAACCAUCUUCCGCUGUUUUCCCGUUUUCUCCUGUGUAGUGUAACUGAGUGGAAUCGGACUGAGUGCCUGCCUGGGAAUUUAAGCACAAUAGCAGCCGCUGCCAUGGCUGAACGCCGCGCCUUCGCUCAGAAAAUCAGCAGGACUGUGGCAGCAGAGGUCAGGAAACAGAUAGCUGGUCAGUAUGGGGGAUCACCACAGCUUUUCAAAAACCUCAAUGUUGGCACCACAACGAGUAACACGGUUCCCCUCACAGAGGCUGUGGAGCCAGUGGAUUUUGAGGAGUACCUCAUCAGUCACCCUCCCAUCAUUGAGUCCGGUCCUCUGAGGGACCUGAUUGAGUUUCCCCCAGAUGACAUUGAAGUCAUCUCCACACCCAGGGAGUGUCGUACAGUGGUCCAAGCUGUCCCAGAGGAAGGCGACACCGUUCCCCAUGUCAGAGACUGUGUCAGGUCCUACACAGAGGACUGGGCCAUCGUCAACAGAAAAUACCACAAGCUUGGUACAGCUUUUAACCCCAACACUCUGGACAAGCAGAAGGAGCGUCAGAAAGGACUUCCCAAACAAGUGUUUGAGGCUGAUGAGAUACCAGACAGCAGCAGCUACCAGGAUGACCAGGAUGACCUCAAGCGACGGUCAAUGUCCAUAGACGACACUCCUCGUGGCAGCUGGGCCUGCAGCAUCUUUGACUUGAAAAACUCCCUACCCGACGCACUACUCCCCCACCUCCUUGACCGAGCCCCCAAUGAGGAAAUUGACAGACACAAUGAAGAGCAGCGCAAGUCCAGCCGCCAUCGCGAGCUCUUUGCACUCCAUCCUGCCCUCGAUGAGGAAGAGCCCAUUGAGCGCCACUGUGUGCCUGAAGUACCUAAAGAACACUUUGGCCAGAGGCUACUCGUCAAGUGCUUGUCCUUGAAGUUCGAGAUCGAAAUUGAACCCAUAUUUGCUAGUUUGGCCUUAUAUGAUGCCAAGGAAAAGAAAAAGAUAUCGGAGAACUUUUUCUUUGACCUGAAUUCCGAGCAGACGAAGGCAAUGCUGCGUCCACACAUUCAGACAGCCGCCAUCUCCACUCUGGCACGUUCAGCGAUAUUCUCCAUCACGUACCCUUCUCAGGAUGUCUUCCUGGUCAUAAAGCUGGAGAAGGUGCUGCAGCAAGGUGAUAUUGGAGAGUGUGCGGAACCCUACAUGGUCUUUAAAGAGUCAGAUGCUGCCAAGAAUAAAGAGAAGCUGGAGAAGCUCCGCAGCCAGUCCGAGCAGUUCUGCCAACGUCUCGGUCGUUACCGUAUGCCUUUUGCCUGGACAGCCAUUCACUUAAUGAACAUUGUCAACAGCGCUGGCAGUCUGGAGAGGGAUACAGAGCUGGAGAUGAGCCUCUCAGAGCGAAAAGGAUCAUGGUCAGAACGGCGGAACUCGAGCAUCAUGGGAAGGCGUUCUCUUGAAAGAACCACAAGUGGGGAUGAGGCAUGCAGUUUGACAGGCUUCAGACCUGCCACACUGACCAUCACCAACUUCUUCAAACAGGAGGGGGACAGACUGAGUGACGAGGACCUUUAUAAAUUUCUAGCUGAUAUGAGGAGGCCUUCUUCUGUGCUCAGGAGACUUCGACCCAUCACAGCUCAGUUAAAGCUGGACAUUUCUCCAGCUCCAGAGAAUCCCCACUAUUGCCUGACUCCUGACCUCCUGCACGUUAAACCUUACCCAGACAGCAGAGUGCGACCCACCAGGGAGAUCCUGGAGUUUCCUGCCAGGGACGUCUAUGUGCCAAACACCACAUACAGAAAUCUUCUGUAUGUCAACCCUCAGAGUCUUAAUUUCGCCAACCGUCAAGGCUCUGCUCGCAAUAUCACAGUGAAAGUGCAAUUUAUGAAUGGAGAGGACCCAAGCAAUGCAAUGCCGAUUAUAUUUGGGAAGUCCAGCUGUGCAGAUUUCUACAGAGAGGCUUACACUUCUGUGGUGUACCACAACAGAUCCCCUGACUUUCAUGAUGAGAUCAAGAUCAAGCUGCCUGCCUCUCUUUCGGACCCCCAUCAUAUUCUCUUCACCUUUUACCACGUCAGCUGCCAGCAGAAGCAGAACACACCAUUGGAGACUCCUGUGGGAUACACGUGGAUUCCCAUGUUGCAGAAUGGCCGUCUGAGGACAGGACAUUUCUGUUUGCCUGUGUCUCUGGAAAAGCCACCACAGUCCUACUCUGUCCUUUCCCCAGAUGUUCCCCUGCCAGGGAUGAAGUGGGUGGACAACCAUCGAGGAGUAUUCAACGUAGAAGUGGUGUCUGUUUCGACCAUUCACACACAGGACCAGUAUCUGGAUAAGUUCUUUGCCUUGGUGCAUGCCCUGGAUGAGCACAUGUUCCCAGUCAGGAUAGGAGACAUGCGCAUCAUGGAAAAUAAUCUAGAAGCUGAGCUCAAAUCCAGCAUUGCUGCACUCAACUCUUCCCAGCUCGAGCCAGUGGUUCGAUUCCUUCACCCUCUACUUGAUAAGUUGGUGUUACUGGUUGUACGGCCACCAAUUAUUGCUGGACAGAUUGUGAAUCUAGGCCAGGCAUCUUUUGAGGUCAUGGCAUCCAUAGUGAAUCGUCUUCAUAAGUAUCUGGACACCAGUCAGGACAUGCACGGCCGCAACAGCCUGCUGUCCUCUUAUAUCCACUACGUCUUCCGCUUGCCGAACACCGACCCCAACUCGCCCUCACCAGGUCCAGGAGGGCUGGGAGGUUCAGUUCACUAUGCCACCAUGGCUCGCUCAGCUGUCCGACCAGCCAGCCUCAACCUCAACCGCUCCCGUAGCCUUAGCAACAGUAACCCUGACAUCUCUGGCACGCCCACUUCUCCUGAUGAUGAGGUCCGUGCAAUCAUUGGCAGCAAGGGUUUAGACCGAUCCAACUCGUGGGUGCACACCAUGGGCUGUAAGAGUGCUCCCUGGGGAUCCAGCCCUGGGUCAGCUCCAGAAACCAUGCAGGCCAUGGAGCGCUGUGGCAAUCGCAUGUCUUCGCACACUGAGAGCGCCAGUUUCUUGCAAACUUUAACAGGACGGUUGCCCACCAAAAAGCUCUUCCAUGAGGAAUUGGCCCUCCAGUGGGUGGUGAGCAGUGGAAGUGUGAGAGAGGGAGCUUUGCAACAGGCCUGGUUUUUCUUUGAACUCAUGGUGAAGAGCAUCAUCCACCACCUGUACUUCACUGACCGCUUAGAAUCGGCCAGGAAGAACCGCUUCCCAGAACGCUUCAUGGAUGACAUCACAGCUCUAGUCAGCACCAUCGCUGGUGACAUAGUGUCUCGAUUCCAAAAGGAUCUGGAAUUGGUGGAGAGACUAAACACUAGUCUGGCUUUUUUUCUUAAUGAUUUGUUGUCAGUUAUGGACCGAGGAUUUGUUUUCACCCUAAUCAGGGCGUACUGGAAACAGGUGUCCACAAAGCUUUAUGCUCUGCAGAACCCAACCUUGGAGUCUUUGAGGCUUGAUUUCUUGAGAAUCGUUUGCAGUCAUGAACACUACGUGACUCUUAAUCUGCCCUGCAGCCUGCUCACCCCACCUGCCUCACCUUCACCGUCCGUGUCUUCUGCAACCUCACAGAGUUCAGGGUUCUCCACACAUGUCCAGGACCAAAAGAUUGCCAACAUGUUUGAGCUGUCCGUUCCCUUCAGAGAGCAGCACUAUCUGGCUGGACUGGUUCUGUCUGAGCUGUCUUUAAUACUCGACCCCGACAACGAUGGGAUGUUUGGUCUGCAUAAGAAGGCUGUGAGUGUUGUUCAUAACCUCCUGUCCAGCCACGAUUCUGACCCACGCUAUGCCGAUCCUGAGGUUAAGGCUCGGGUAGCCAUGCUUUAUCUGCCUCUUAUUGGCAUCGUCAUGGAAACACUGCCUCAGCUUCAUGACUUUACAGAGUCACAUAACCAGUGGGGUCGGUCAGGAGGCCCCCAGGGGACAAUGGUGAGCAACAGUGGAGAAGAGGCAGAAACAGAGGCCAACAGCAUGAUCAGCCAGACUGUCGCUAUGGCAAUAGCAGGAACGUCACCAAUAUCUCGGCCAAGCAGCAUUUUGCUCAACUCGCAGGCGGGUCGUCAGCACGGUAACUUCUCAGCUGAGUCGAGUCGCAGUCUGUUGAUCUGUCUGUUGUGGGUUUUGAAGAAUGCUGAUGAGCUGGUGUUACAAAAGUGGUUUACAGAUCUGUCAGUUUCCCAACUCAACCGCUUGCUGGAUCUCCUCUACCUCUGCGUCUCCUGUUUUGAAUAUAAGGCCCAUGUUGUGUUCACCAUGCAGGGGAAGAAGGCGUUUGAACGGAUGAACAGUCUGACCUUUAAGAAAUCCAAAGACAUGAAGGCCAAGCUGGAGGAGGCCAUACUGGGCAGCAUUGGUGCCAGGCAGGAGAUGGUGAGGCGCAGCCGAGGACAGCUAGAGCGGAGUCCUUCUGGCAGUGCUUUUGGCAGUCAGGAGAAUCUGCGUUGGAGGAAGGACAUGACCCACUGGAGACAGAACAGUGAAAAGAUGGACAAGAGUCACAGAUCAGUCAGGACCAGAGCAGAACUAGAACAUGAAGCACUUAUUGAUGGAAACCUUGCAACAGAAGCUAAUUUAAUUAUACUUGAUACUUUGGAGAUUGUCGUGCAGACGGUAUCAAUGACAGAAUCCAAGGAGAGCAUCUUAGGUGGGGUGCUGAAGGUUCUGCUCCACAGUAUGGCCUGCAACCAGAGUGCCCUCUACCUACAGCACUGUUUUGCCACACAAAGAGCACUGGUGUCAAAGUUUCCUGAACUGCUGUUUGAGGAGGAGACCGAGCAGUGUGCUGAUUUGUGCUUACGGCUGCUGAGGAGCUGCAGCAGCAGCAUAAGUACGAUCAGGGCCCACGCCAGUGCCUCCCUCUACCUCCUCAUGAGGCAGAACUUUGAGAUUGGCAAUAACUUUGCCAGGGUCAAGAUGCAGGUGACCAUGUCGCUUUCCUCACUGGUGGGAACUUCUCAGAAUUUUAACGAGGAGUUCUUGCGUCGCUCUCUAAAGACCAUCCUCACUUAUGCAGAGGAGGACUUGGAGCUGAGAGAGACAACUUUCCCAGACCAGGUCCAGGACCUUGUGUUCAACCUGCACAUGAUCCUCUCUGACACAGUGAAGAUGAAGGAGCACCAGGAAGAUCCUGAGAUGCUGAUAGAUCUCAUGUACAGGAUUGCCAAAGGCUACCAGACGUCUCCAGACCUGCGGCUGACGUGGCUCCAGAACAUGGCUGGCAAACACUCAGAGAGGAACAACCACGCCGAGGCUGCUCAGUGUCUGGUGCACAGCGCUGCCCUGGUGGCAGAAUACCUCAGCAUGCUCGAGGACCGCAAGUAUCUGCCUGUUGGCUGUGUCACCUUCCAGAACAUUUCCUCCAAUGUGCUGGAGGAAUCUGCAGUCUCUGAUGACGUGGUUUCCCCAGAUGAAGAAGGAAUUUGUUCAGGAAAGUACUUCACUGAGAUUGGCCUGGUGGGACUCCUGGAGCAGGCUGCUGCUUCUUUCUCCAUGGCAGGCAUGUAUGAAGCUGUCAAUGAAGUGUACAAGGUACUGAUUCCUAUCCAUGAAGCCAACAGGGAUGCAAAGAAGCUUGCUACCAUUCAUGGUAAACUGCAAGAAGCCUUUGGCAAAAUUGUUCAUCAGAGUACUGGCUGGGAGAGAAUGUUUGGUACGUACUUCAGAGUUGGAUUUUAUGGUACGAAAUUUGGCGAUUUGGACGAACAGGAGUUUGUGUACAAAGAACCCGCCAUCACCAAGCUAGCAGAGAUUUCCCACAGGCUGGAGGGCUUCUAUGGAGAGAGAUUUGGAGAAGAGCAGGUGGAGGUCAUUAAGGAUUCAAACCCAGUGGACAAGUGCAAGCUGGACCCAAAUAAGGCGUUCAUCCAGAUCACAUACGUGGAGCCGUACUUCGACACGUACGAGAUGAAGGACCGCAUCACCUACUUCGACAAGAACUAUAACUUGCGGCGUUUUGUGUACUGCACCCCCUUCACCCUGGAUGGGCGAGCCCAUGGGGAUCUUCACGAGCAAUACAAACGCAAGACUAUCCUCACCACGUCCCACGCCUUCCCCUACAUCAAGACACGCAUCAAUAUCAUCCACAAAGAGGAGAUUAUAUCCACGCCGAUUGAGGUGGCAAUCGAGGAUAUGCAGAAGAAGACUCAGGAGCUGGCCUUCGCCACCCACCAAGACCCUGCUGAUGCCAAGAUGUUGCAGAUGGUCCUGCAAGGGUCCGUGGGGACGACCGUGAACCAGGGACCUCUGGAGGUGGCUCAGGUCUUCUUGUCUGAGAUUCCAAGUGACCCAAAGCUGUACAGGCACCACAAUAAGCUUCGGCUCUGCUUCAAAGACUUUACAAAGAGGUGUGAAGAUGCCCUGCGGAAGAACAAAAGUCUCAUCGGUCCAGACCAGAAAGAGUACCAGAGGGAACUGGAGAGGAAUUACCACCGCCUGAAGGAGGCGCUGCAGCCCCUCAUCAACAGAAAGAUCCCCCAGCUGUACAAACCCGUCCUGCAGGUCAAUUCGCACAGAGACUCCUUCAGCAGACUGAGCCUUCGCAAGCUGGACAUAUAAAGACGAUGACAUAACACACACAUGCACACACGUAUAGCAGAAAUUGCAAUAUUAAUUUAUUACAGAGUGUAAAUAUGAGCGCAUCAGUCAGUGUUUCUGAGAGUUUGCUAAAAGAAAGUGUUGCAGCUUGUUACGUCAUUCCAGCAUCUUAAGUUGUUUACAGACUGUUUCACAGUCAGCUCGAACAAAGACGAAACCGAUCCCUUGACUUUUAAAAUCAAUUUGUCCUAUGUCUUUCAUUAAAAACACGCACGUUAACUGUAAUUCUUUCAAGUGGCUCUAAGCUAAGCUAGCAGAAUGCAUAACUGUUUGUAUUCAUGAGGAGCAGCGUUCUGAUUUCUCCUUAUUAAUUAAAGUGCCAAAAAUUCAAUUUCACAACCAAAUUAAGUUAGCAUUUUAAAAGUCAAGGUAUCCUUUUGAAAUGGUACGAUAUGUCAAAUCUGUAUUCAGCUUCAUUUGUGCACUUUUUUUUUUACGAUGUCACAACGCAGUUUAUGAUGAUGAGCAUUAAUGUCAUUCUCGGAGGAAAAACCAGAGAACAUGCAAAAAAUGGUACUUUUAUUUAUCAUAAUGCUUUAUGGUGGUUUUUAUUUGAAGUUACAAUGUUUAAAAGUUAGGUAAACAUCCUUGUAUAAUUUGAUGUAGUUGUUACUUGAAAUAUUUUGCUAAAUAAAUAUUUUAAUGUUAAUUUUCA
Thalassophryne amazonica is the source of this 7244-nucleotide messenger RNA. It is a transcript of the gene dock7, whose product is annotated as dedicator of cytokinesis 7. The record is from RefSeq and is a predicted model, not a curated record. Gene Ontology annotation, biological process: axonogenesis; small GTPase-mediated signal transduction; positive regulation of GTPase activity. Gene Ontology annotation, molecular function: guanyl-nucleotide exchange factor activity. Bases 110 to 6550 code for a protein of 2146 amino acids. The transcript is spliced from 51 exons. NCBI's taxonomy places the organism in Eukaryota, Metazoa, Chordata, Actinopteri, Batrachoidiformes, Batrachoididae.